AUGAUAAAAGAAAAACUUGUUAGUAUUUUCUGGUGUUGUUUUAGCGGGUUGAAGAAGAAUGAAGAAGAGGAAGCAGCUAAGGGUGAGGAAUUAGAAGAGUUGUUACAGCUAAGGGAGAAUGAGAAUGAAGAAAAAGGAAAAGAGCAGCAAUUCCAAGCAGCAGAUGAGAUGGUGGAUAAGGAAAAUGAUUAUGAGAAGCAAAAUAAUGGAGAAGAGCAGCAGGCAGAUGAGAUGGUGAAUAAGAGUAAGGAAUUAGAAGAAGAUGAAGAGAAAGGAGAAAAGAUGGUGAAUAAGCUUGGUGGUGUGGUUUUAGCUUUUUUGGCUGAAAAUUAUGAUAAUGCUAUUUCCAACACUGCUAUGAUGAGAAGAAAGGGAUGUAAGGUGAUUCACGGUGUUGAUGCUACAGACAUGGCCAACCAUCCAUCUCUAAAAGGCUUGAAAUUCGAUCGUAUAGUUUUCAACUUUCCAUAUGCUGGCUUUUUCAAGACUAAAUCUCGCACAUCUCAGCUGCUUAUACACCAAGACCUUAUGAGGCAAUUUCUUGAAAAUGCAGUGAGGAUGAUUGGUGAGGAUGGUGAAAUCCAUAUCACACACAAGACUAAUGGAUUCCACGGAGAAUGGGACAUACCUGGUUUGGCAUACCAGCAGGGACUUCAGUUGGUCAAAGCUGAAGAUUUUGAGCUUAGUGAUUAUCCCGGAUAUAACACCAAACGUGGAUUUGGUGGUGAUGAUAAUUUCAAUUGCUAUCCUAGCAAAACUUAUAUGUUCCGGUUAAUUUAG
Messenger RNA from Ipomoea triloba (trilobed morning glory), 780 nucleotides. RefSeq lists its product as uncharacterized. Gene Ontology annotation, biological process: rRNA base methylation. The transcript has 4 exons. Gene Ontology annotation, molecular function: rRNA (uridine-N3-)-methyltransferase activity. Lineage: Eukaryota; Viridiplantae; Streptophyta; Magnoliopsida; Solanales; Convolvulaceae. Bases 1 to 780 code for a protein of 259 amino acids. The record is from RefSeq and is a predicted model, not a curated record. Gene Ontology annotation, cellular component: cytoplasm.